AUGAGUCCCUCCAAGAUCGAUGUUGUCCCCUCUCCAGCAGCCUUGGCCUCCUACGGCAUCUCAGAGAACGGCUUCUUGCCUGCAGACAGCCCUUUGAGCCGGUUACUCAACGACUACUACCAGCCAUGGGAAAGCAUCGUCGAAGACCUUCCCGGUCUGCUUGAAUCGAAACUGGUUCGACAGCACGUAGACAGACUGCCAGUCCUCGACACAGCGCAUCUCGAAAGCGAGCCAGAAUGGCAGCGAGCAUAUUCGAUGCUUGCCAUCAUCACGCAGGCGUAUGUGUGGCAAGGUCCAGAGCCUGCUGAGCUUCUUCCACCAGCAAUCUCGAUCCCCUUUCUAGCAUCCGCCGAGCAUCUAGAAGUUCACCCAAUUGCAACAUACGCAGCGUUGAAUCUGUGGAACUACAAGGCCCUAGACGGCUGUACCGACCUGACGCAACCGGAGAACCUCGUAGCACUUCUCACACAAACCGGCACCGACGACGAGUCAUGGUUCUUCAUCAUCUCAAACGCAAUGGAAGCUCGGGCAGGUCCCAUAAUCAAAAGAAUGCUGCUUGCGAUGGAGGCGGUGGAGCAAGAAGAUGUGGCGACCAUGAUCGACAGCCUGGAGUACUUCCGGGAUAGCAUCAUCGACAUUGGCAGAUUACUCGAACGGAUGGACGAGCGUUGCAGACCGCAAGUGUUCUACCACACAAUACGCCCCUUCCUUGCUGGCAGCAUGAACAUGGAAGCCGCUGGCCUGCCGAAGGGCGUUUUCUACGACGAAGGCAAUGGCAAAGGGUCGUGGAGGAAGUAUCGAGGCGGAAGCAAUGGCCAGAGUUCGUUGUUGCAGUUCUUUGAUGCCGCACUUGGCGUCAACCACGAGCGGUGUGAAGGCUUCCAUGCUGACAUGAGGAGAUAUAUGCCAGGACCGCAUGCUAGAUUCUUGGACGACAUCGAGGCCAUCUCCAACAUUCGGUCGUAUGUCGACAGCCACAAGGAGAAUCUCGAGCUCGUGACAGCAUACAACAAUGCUGUGGCAGGCUUGAGCCAGUUCCGAGAUAAGCACAUCCAGCUAGUGACAAGGUACAUCAUUCUGCCCGCGAGGAUGGGCAAGCCUACACAGAGUACUGGACGGCGAGAUCUGGCAACGACCUCGACCAAGCUGGCCUCUGGUUCUGUAUCGACGCAAGAGCUGGUCGGUACCGGUGGCACGAAGCUCAUCCCUUUCCUGAGAACUUCCAGGGACGAGACGAGCGAAGCCAUCGUUGUGCGAUGA
Fulvia fulva is the source of this 1260-nucleotide messenger RNA. Its product is annotated as Indoleamine 2,3-dioxygenase nanC. Gene Ontology annotation, molecular function: indoleamine 2,3-dioxygenase activity; heme binding; metal ion binding. Bases 1 to 1260 code for a protein of 419 amino acids. Lineage: Eukaryota; Fungi; Ascomycota; Dothideomycetes; Mycosphaerellales; Mycosphaerellaceae. Gene Ontology annotation, biological process: 'de novo' NAD+ biosynthetic process from L-tryptophan. The record is from RefSeq and is a predicted model, not a curated record. Gene Ontology annotation, cellular component: cytoplasm. The transcript is spliced from 2 exons.